AUGCCUGCUGCAUUUCGGGGUGGCUCAACAUCAAUUUCAUUAUCUGUGUCGCAUAUCGAUUAUUCUGAAGCACUUAAUAUUUUAGACUUAACAACAUCAAAACAAAAACGAUUACGUCGUCAACGUCAAAAUGUUUUGCGUACACAUUUAUUAUUGAAACGGACAUAUACACUUGUAUGUGAUAUACUAGAUUCAGACUGUUAUUCUGAAGUAAAUAAUUUUAGUGCAAAAACUGUCUCUACAUAUUCUUCUGAUUCUAUUUUAUCCAGUUCUUCUAUUCCUGCUCUACGAUUUUCAACACUACACGAUAAUACACCUAGAUCAAAACGUAAAUGUGAAGUCGAUGACUCGUUGGUAACACCACAGGAACAACAAUGUAAUAAAAUUUUAAGGUUGUCUGAUAAUUGUAGUAGUGAAAAUAAUGACAAUGAGCAAAUGGACAUACAAACAACAAUAGUGGAUUUUUUAACCGAUCUUAAAAAUGUAAAAAUUAUACCAAGGUAUUGA
Molecule: messenger RNA, 507 nt
Organism: Didymodactylos carnosus
Lineage: Eukaryota; Metazoa; Rotifera; Eurotatoria; Philodinida; Philodinidae
Source: the annotation of a GenBank genome assembly